Homalodisca vitripennis (glassy-winged sharpshooter) is the source of this 2031-nucleotide messenger RNA. RefSeq names its product signal transducing adapter molecule 1 (gene Stam). Gene Ontology annotation, biological process: protein transport to vacuole involved in ubiquitin-dependent protein catabolic process via the multivesicular body sorting pathway. Gene Ontology annotation, molecular function: ubiquitin binding; phosphatidylinositol binding. The coding region runs from base 165 to 1655 and encodes 496 amino acids. Lineage: Eukaryota; Metazoa; Arthropoda; Insecta; Hemiptera; Cicadellidae. The record is from RefSeq and is a predicted model, not a curated record. The transcript has 11 exons. Gene Ontology annotation, cellular component: ESCRT-0 complex.
AUCUAAUUGACAGCUGUGAACUUUGAUAGACAUUAAAAUGGCUUCAUUGUCGCUGUUGUCAACCUAUGUGGGUUACGUGCAUUAAAAUGAUGUCAUUUUGCUGAAAUUUUUGAUUGGUGUGUUAUAACUGAAUUGGUAAAGUUUAUUAAAUUCCUAAGUUAACAAUGGGCAUUUUUUCAACAUCUUCACCUUUUGACGCCGAUGUGGAAAAGGCAACAGAUGAGAAGAACACAAAUGAGGAAUGGAGUGUUAUAAUGGAGGUUUGCGAUAAAGUGGGCAACUCCUCAGUGCACGCAAAGGAGUGUCUUCGCUCCAUCGUGAAACGGCUCAACAACCCUGAUCCUCACAUUGUCAUGCAAGCCAUCACGCUACUGGACGCCUGUGUGAACAACUGCGGUAAGACAUUCCAUCUGGAGGUGGCAUCACGAGACUUUGAAUCAGAGCUGCGCAAGUUGCUGACGAAGAGCCAGCCGCGUGUGGCGGAGAAAUUACGACAACUGCUUAAGAAGUGGGCAGAGGGAGAGUUCAAGAGUGACCCCCAGCUGGGUCUGAUCCCCUCGCUGUACAACAAGCUGAGGCAGGAAGGCCAGGAUUUCUCUUCAUCCUCUGAUCCCUCCACUAAAUCAACGAGGGGAACUGUCCCGAAGGACCCCAACGCAGUCUCUAGUCAGCAAGAAGUGGACGAUAUUGCUAAAGCCAUAGAGCUGAGUCUGAAGGACAGUCACAUGUCCCCAAAGGCACAUAGCGGAGGCACAGGCACAGGGACUGGUCUUGGUGGUGGCGGUAGCCUGUAUCCCUCCACCGCGCUGGGGGCCCCUGCCACAUCUGAGCCCCGCAAAGUCCGGGCUCUCUACGACUUUGAGGCAGCGGAGGACAACGAGCUGACAUUUGUUGCUGGAGAAAUAGUUCACCUGAUGGAUGACUCGGAUCCCAACUGGUGGAAAGGCUACAAUCAGAGGGGCGAGGGAUUGUUCCCUGCAAAUUUUGUCACUUUAGAUCUGUCUGUUGAGCCGGAGAAGUUCAAGGAACCUAAAAAAGCAGUUCAGUUCAAUGAGAUGGUCCAGGUGAAGACAUUGAAACCAGCUCCAGAACAAGUAGAGAUUGAGGAGGACAAGAUAGAUAAGUUGCUUCAUAUGCUGCAUGAAGCAGAUCCCACAGACUUGGAAAAUGAUCCGGAAGAGCUAAUUCAACUUGAAGAACAAGUGAAUGCUAUGGGUCCUCUGAUAGACUCGGAACUUGAGCGAGUGGAUCGUAAACACGCUCAGUUGACGCAGGUCAGUUCCGGGCUGGUGGAGGCUCUCAAUCUCUACCACAUGCUUAUGCGGGAGCCCUACCACACGCCCAAGCCUGCGGUGCCGUUCUCCCCCCCUCCACACCAACAUCAGAUGUACAAUAGGCUGAGUGGACCACCCGGGCCGCCAUUUUCACUACCACCAGGUCCUGACUAUAUGAUGCCCAUGGCCCCGGGCCCCUAUUCCCUACAGGGCCUUCCUGUCUCAAGGCCAGAGGAUCUGCCAGGACCUCCCUCGCUGCCUCCCCAGUCCAUUCCCUACACCAACUGCUACGGGCCCCCAUUUCCCGGCAGUGGACACCCUCCCCCACAGAACAUGCCCCCUCCCGGAGCCUUCCCCCCCAACAGUCAGCAGCCAUUAUGAAUGUAACACAUUUUGUAAAUACUGUCGAUACCGUGGGUAGUCUGUACAGCACCGCAGCAAGUUCAUAUCAUCUCUGUUCUUCUUACUUUCUGUAGACAAACAUCUUGCGAUUCCACAACGAGAAUUAAACAAUGUUACCUUAUUUUUAUAUGUGAUUACAUUGACCCGAGUGGUGUGUCGUCAACGGUGCAUUUCGUUGUAACAUUACGACCUGAGACCAGCUUCGCUUUGCGUUCCACACAGUAGGAUAUUGUACAGUAGCACGUCUCAAAAACUAUUAUUGUUUUAUCAAAUAAGCGAUUGUGAUUUUGUAUACAGUUAUUUUAAAGGUAUAGUUUAAUAAUGAUUCUUGAAAUGAUUAUAUUAUAUAACAUAA